GUACCAUCUAAGACAUCAGUCAGCUUACAAGCAAGGUACACUGACAACCAUGUGGAAGGUAAUAUUGCUAAUGAUCUCCGCGAGUGUUAUCGUCCAGUUGACUGAGGCGCAGAGCGGAGCAGAGAGCUUAUCCUUCCACGGCUACAUUCCUGGUGAAACUAUUAGGGCGAAGGCUCCCAGAGGUGACGGUCAGCCCAAUGACAUUUACCUCGUCUUCGAAAAUCCUCCUGCACUAAAAGACGGAGAAGUGGUAAUCUAUCCUCGUAACACUGAUGGCCUCGGCCUCGAGUACGGUCAGGACCCCGAGGAGCGAGUCUACCAAAUUCACAACACAAACAAGCGGCAGUUCAACAAGCAUAACAAGCACUCACAUGAUCAAAACAAGAGCAGUGGCAAGAAGUUCAAACGAGCUGCCACUGUCCUCGAUACCGUCGUCCAGUAAGCCCUUCCCUACAACUGCUCUUCCUGGAUAUCCAUUUUUGUAAAUAUCCCUUCCUUAAGCACAGUCCUACUAAACCGUUCAUGUCAUACUAACUAAUUGCUCCUCGUGAUCUGCCCUAAUCAUGCCCAGUAUUCCCCGCAUUAACAUCAUAUUGUUUAAUGUUAAAAAGCAUAUGCGUCCAAAGAAAGCAACUUAUUCUGUAGUCUGGCGAUUCUACUCUCCUAACAUCCACUCCAGAAUUCCAUCAUCCAUUCCCUUCACACCCAUUACCGGGAGUCCAUCAUCCAACCCUCUCACGCCACUCCUGGAGUCCAUCAUUUACCCCUCUCACACUCUUUCAAAGAGUCCAUCAUCCACUCCUCUCACACCCACUACCAGGAUUCCAUCAUCCAUCCCUCUCACACCCACUCCUAUAGUCCAUCAUCCAUCCUUCUCACACCCACUACCAGCAGUCCAUCAUCUAUCCCUCUCACACUCCCUCCAGGAGUCUAUCAUCCAUCCCUGUCACACCCAUUACCAGGAUUCCAUCAUCCAUUCCUCUCACACCCAUCAGCAGGAGUCCAUCAUCCAUUUCUCUCACACCCAUUACCAGGAGUCCAUCAUCCAACCCUUUCAUGCCACUCCUGGAGCCCAUCAUCCAUCCCUCUCACACCCACUCCAAG
Molecule: messenger RNA, 1104 nt
Organism: Cherax quadricarinatus
Lineage: Eukaryota; Metazoa; Arthropoda; Malacostraca; Decapoda; Parastacidae
Source: RefSeq, a predicted model, not a curated record